Molecule: messenger RNA, 2168 nt
Organism: Populus nigra (black poplar)
Lineage: Eukaryota; Viridiplantae; Streptophyta; Magnoliopsida; Malpighiales; Salicaceae
Product: D-lactate dehydrogenase [cytochrome], mitochondrial
Exons: 18
Coding region: 79-1782 (567 amino acids)
Biological process (GO): lactate catabolic process
Cellular component (GO): mitochondrion
Molecular function (GO): FAD binding; D-lactate dehydrogenase (NAD+) activity; D-lactate dehydrogenase (cytochrome) activity
Source: RefSeq, a predicted model, not a curated record
UAUUUUCAAAAAAUAUCCUCCUCCUAUUUACAAGAUCCAUCUCUCUUUCCAGUAUCCAGUGUCUCUCACUGAAAUCAAAUGGCUUUCACUUGCUGGCUUUCUCGCCUACGCUCCUAUUCAAAAACCAUCACCAACCUCCGCACCUCAUUCUUCCAACAUCUCCGAACUCGAGGAGCAAACACUACAGCAAUCACCCCUCCAUAUCAUUUCUCUAAACAGAAUCCGUUCCGUUUCACCUGCUCAAACUCUCUCCUCCCUAUCACUCUCGCUGGAUCGCUCGCUAUUCACUUCCAAUCUCCGCCUCCUCUCUGCGAUGCUUCUCUCGAUUCCCCAAGCAAAGGAAUUGGAGGAAAAGGAAGCACGGAGUUUGUGGUAAAAGGAUCGCACAAGCAUUUACCACAAGAGCUUAUUGAAGAAUUAAAAGCUAUUUGUCAAGAUAACAUGAGUAUGGAUUAUGAUGAGAGGUAUUUCCAUGGAAAACCGCAACACAGUUUUCAUAAAGCUGUAAAUAUUCCGGACGUCGUUGUUUUCCCAAGGUCAGAAGAGGAAGUUUCCAACAUUAUGAAAUCUUGCGACAAACAUAAGGUUCCAAUUGUACCAUAUGGUGGAGCUACAUCAAUAGAGGGGCACACCUUAUCACCUCAUGGUGGUGUUUGCAUUGACAUGUCACUAAUGCAGAAUGUAAAAGCAUUACAUGUUGAGGACAUGGAUGUGGUUGUGGAGCCUGGAAUUGGGUGGAUGGAGCUUAAUGAAUAUCUAGAGCCUCAUGGUCUAUUCUUUCCUCUUGACCCAGGGCCUGGUGCAACAAUAGGGGGAAUGUGUGCUACACGUUGCUCGGGAUCUUUAGCUGUGAGGUAUGGAACCAUGCGAGAUAAUGUCAUUAGUCUCAAGGUAGUUCUUCCCAAUGGAGAUGUGGUCAAAACAGCUUCUCGUGCUCGAAAGAGUGCUGCAGGGUAUGAUUUGACUCGCCUGGUGAUCGGAAGUGAAGGGACCCUCGGUGUAAUAACAGAGGUCACUUUACGACUUCAGAAAAUUCCUCAGCAUUCAGUGGUUGCAAUGUGCAAUUUCCCUACAAUUAAGGAUGCAGCUGAUGUUGCCAUUGCCACUAUGCUGUCUGGUAUACAGGUGUCAAGAGUGGAGCUAAUGGACGAGGUUCAAGUGAGAGCUAUCAAUAUUGCUAAUGACAAGAAUUUACCUGAAUUUCCAACUUUGAUGUUUGAAUUCAUAGGCACAGAGGCAUAUGCACGUGAACAAACACUAAUUGUUCAGAAGAUCAUUUCUGAGCACAGGGGUUCAGAUUUUGUUUUUGCAGAAGACCCUGAAGCUAAAAAAGAACUUUGGAAGAUAAGGAAGGAGGCUCUAUGGGCUUGCUUUGCAAUGGAACCAAAAUAUGAGGCGAUGAUUUCAGACGUAUGUGUUCCUCUAUCACAUCUUGCAGAAUUGAUAUCGAGGUCCAAGAAAGAGCUGGAUGCAUCGCCAUUGAUUUGCACAGUUAUUGCUCAUGCUGGUGAUGGUAACUUUCACACUGUAAUUCUUUUUGACCCGAACCAAGAAGAUCACCGGCGGGAGGCAGAAAGAUUGAAUCAUUUUAUGGUCCAUAGUGCUUUGUCUAUGGAAGGAACAUGUACCGGAGAACAUGGAGUAGGAACAGGGAAAAUGAAGUAUCUCGAGAAAGAACUUGGAGUGGAGGCCCUGAAGACAAUGAAAAGAAUUAAAAAUGCUUUAGAUCCCAACAAUAUAAUGAACCCAGGAAAGCUUAUUCCACCCCAUGUUUGCUUUUAGGACCGCUCAUGCGGAGAUUAGGGCUGUCCCAUGCUGUCAUUCUCUAUAGGAGCUGUUUUGCCUAUCAAAAAGACAGUUUCUUAUUUAUGUGCCCAUCUGGACCAUCUUAGAGUAUCUGGUCCUGCGCAUAUUAGAAUCUUUUUAUAUACAGAAGGUUUAAAUAGGCAGCGUGCUGGGGUUAAUAGGUUCUCAAAUUGCCUAUAUUUGAUGUCUUUUUCGUCCGCCUCACAUGCGAGACACGAAUAUUCGUUUCAUGCUCGUUUUGUUUUGUUUGUUCCUUUCCAUUCUCGUAUGUAAACUAUUCUAGGGAACCUUAGACUGUAAUAAUUAUGUUUGUGCCGACAAGAGAUGAUCAUGAGAAAUGAAUAAUUUGUAAUUUGGAAACA